AUGAAAUCAGAGACAGUGACGCUGGUGCUGGUGAAUCUGGCGAGUAUUAUGCAGAGAGCAGAUGAAUCGUUGCUUCCGGGAGUGUACAAAGAGGUUGGUGAGGAUCUCAACGCUGACCCCACUGCGUUGGGUUCCCUCACACUCUUUAGAUCACUCGUUCAAUCUCUGUGUUACCCUCUCGCAGCGUAUCUCGCCACGCGUCACAAUCGUGCCCAUGUCAUAGCUCUCGGUGCUUUUCUUUGGGCUGCGGCUACCUUCCUCGUUGCCAUCUCCUCCACCUUCCUUCAGGUGGCAAUUUCAAGAGGUUUAAAUGGGAUAGGACUUGCCAUUGUUAUUCCAGCAAUUCAGUCCCUGGUUGCUGAUUCAACCGUGGAUAACAACCGUGGUAUGGCGUUUGGGUGGUUGCAACUAACAGGAUUCUUAGGAAGCAUCAUUGGUGGUCUCUUAUCUGUACUUAUAGCCUCAACCACAGUGGCAGGUAUAGCUGGGUGGAGAAUAGCUUUUCAUCUGGUUGCAUUGAUCAGUGUUAUAGUGGGAAUAUUGGUACGCCUCUUUGCUAAUGAUCCACACUAUUCAAAGAGCCAUGACACAGCAAAAAACCAAGCUCCAAACAAGUCCUUUUAUUGUGAAAUGAAAGACCUAAUGAAGGAAGCAAAGUCAGUCAUGGGAAUUCCAACUUUUCAGAUAAUUGUGGCUCAGGGAGUGUUUGGAUCAUUCCCCUGGUCAGGGUUGUCAUUUUCCACGCUUUGGUUAGAACUAAUAGGCUUCUCCCACGUCACAACGGCGACCCUUUGGACCUUAUUUACAGUUGCUGCUUCAUUUGGAUCUCUAUUUGGAGGGUGGAUGGGAGAUUUUUUGUCCCAAAAGUUUCCCAACUCUGGUAGAAUAGUAUUAUCACAAAUAAGCGCUGGUUCAGCAAUUCCUUUAGCAGCAAUUUUGUUGUUGGGAUUGCCUGAUGAUUCAUCCACUGCGUUCAUGCAUGGUCUUGUUUUAGUCAUCAUGGGAUUCACCACAGCCUGGAAUGCUCCAGCAACUAACAAAUGGCCUCAAUCCCUUAACAAAACAUGGAAGUAUAGAUUAUUUUAUUUCAAAUGUAACAGUGUGGACAGUCCAAUAUUUGCAGAAAUAGUACCUGAGAAGUCCCGAACAGCUAUAUAUGCUUUGGAUUGUUCAUUUGAGUCUAUCUUGGCAUCCUUUGCUCCUCCUAUAGUUGGAGUAUUGGCUCAACGUGUUUAUGGUUACAGACCAAUCCCAAGUGGAUCCUCAGAUUCUGUGGGGAUUGAAACAGAUAGGGAAAAUGCUGCAUCUCUCGCCAAAGCACUUUAUACUGCAAUUUUAAUUCCAAUGACAAUCUGUGUCUCCGUGUAUUCAUUGCUCUACUGCACGUACCCAAUGGACAGGGAACGAGCAAGAAUGUUAUCAUUAGUGGACUCAGAAAUGCAGCAUCUAGAAGUGGAAGAUGGCACCAAAGAACAAUAUUGUCAGGUUCAUGAUUUAGAACCAAAUGGAGUGGAUGGUAAGGAAAUUAGCAAGUUUGAAAUUGAUUAUCCAAGGGAGGAGAGUAUUGACUUGGAUGAUGAUGAUAAGAAAGUUUUGUUGUCCUAG
This is a messenger RNA of Sphenostylis stenocarpa, 1605 nucleotides long. Lineage: Eukaryota; Viridiplantae; Streptophyta; Magnoliopsida; Fabales; Fabaceae. The record is from the annotation of a GenBank genome assembly.